UCGCAGUCCAAGAAGUACUAACUUUGACCGGAUUAGCAAAACAAAAUACGAUAGAAAACUAUUAUGCACUGCAUCUGUACAACCGCCGUGCCGAGAAACGCCUUACCCCCUUUAUUUAUAAACGUUUGCUAAAGUUGAGAAGCUGAUAAUAAUUAUCUGUGCCUUUCCGACGUCUUCGUACGAUAGAAAGGGACAAACGAUUAUUAUAUGCUUCUCAAGUAUUAAACGUUUAUGAAUAACGGUUUCCCCGAACCUAUCGACGCGGAAUCUACUUUAGCCGACCAUAAAUCGCUCGUCAGUAUGAAGAUGCGUACGUAUGCGUUCAGCGACAACGACACGACAUUGGUCUAAGCGCGUCAGCGGUGAGCGGCAGCCAUAAGUGCGAAUGAAAAGUCCCAUCGCUUUGUCUCGCUCCAAUGUAUGGCCGCUGCUCGCCGCUGUUGCGCUUAGACCAAUGUCAUGGCUGAGGCGUAAGCGUUUUCAUACUAACGAGCUAUUUUCGGUCGACCAGCGUCGAUUCCCCGUCGAUAGGUGUGGGGAAACCCCAAGGAGGCUGGCUGCACUCGCUCGCCGGACUCCUCAAGAGGAGGCUGAGCGGAUACGUCAAGUGGCAUCACGUUGCAGGCAGGCGCGAGCACCCGCACAACAGAUGGGCCCCCGCGGAGAGCUGGAGCGUGCCCGCGUCGCCCCUGCCCCCGCGCGCGCCGCCGCCGCGCCCCGCGGACUAGCCCCGCGACAUGUGGUACGUCGACAAGUGGCUCCAUCGCGUCGCGUACUGCACCCCCUAGGACUCCUAGGUAGAGCCACGUCACUGUUACGCUUCGAGGUAACCUUAACCUUACAUGAGAUUAGGCUGAGGGUAACCGUACACCCGCAUCGCAUUUAACACUUCAAGAACCCGCCUGGUACUCGUGAACGUUGCUCAGAUGUCGGACGACCCGCUGGGCGGGUUGUCGCCAUACAAGCGGGCGGUGGUGCGCCAGUUUUUGUCUGGUAGUGAAUGUGUUAGUAUUAUUUUUAUCAAAGAGGAUCCUAUAUAGAAUGUAGUCAGAGCACAAUGCAACGGAGGCUUUACAAUGAACCUCAGUUUUGAUAAUUUGGCCCAUGUUCUUAACUUGGUAUGUGUUAUCAAAUAUUAAUAUUAGCGCCAUCUAUCCGAGAAUCAA
This is a messenger RNA of Leguminivora glycinivorella, 1166 nucleotides long. RefSeq lists its product as uncharacterized. The coding region runs from base 386 to 886 and encodes 166 amino acids. NCBI's taxonomy places the organism in Eukaryota, Metazoa, Arthropoda, Insecta, Lepidoptera, Tortricidae. The record is from RefSeq and is a predicted model, not a curated record. The transcript has 3 exons.